CUUGUCCUUGUGAGUCAAUCGUUCAAACAUCCAUGAAUUGGAAUUGCUUAAAGUAGAUUUGGCGCAUUGUGGACUGUGGCUCAAUUUUUAAAUAAUGGUCUUUUUUGUCGUCCUGGCACAGGCAGGUGAACUCAACCAUGAGCACCUUCUGAAUUGAUUCAAGCACCUGAGUUUUAGUGCAGUCUUUCUUCCAAUUGAGCUGCUGAGGUUCCACCAUGCUGAACAGCAUCAAGAGCGUGUUUGCCGCCUGCCAGGCGAGCAUUUCGGUCCACCAGAAGCUACUGUCUGCCCUGAAGACCAUCUAUGACGGAGCAGAGUCGGAGGAGGCGUUCUUCGCCGAGUUCGUGUCGCUGCUGCGCCGCUCACUGAUGCGCUCCGAGAAAAGUCCUCCCGUGGAGCGAACGAUAGAGUUCGCCGCCCGGUUCGCCAAACAUCUCUCGCCAGUGUCGGACGAGACACUGGCAGAGGAUGAGGAAGCCGAAGAGGUGCAUCCGUUCUUCCGUCGGCUGUUUGAGUUCCUGGUGAACAACCACCGCGCGGCCGACUCAUCGGUCCGACUGCGCUGCUGCCAGCUCAUCAACAAACUGCUGCUGCACCUUGGCGAGAACGCUUACCUGGACGACGCGCUGUGCGACCGCGCCUAUGACGCCAUGCUGGAGCGGCUGCAGGACACGGUGCCGGCCGUGCGCGUCCAGGCCGUGUUCGCUCUGAGUCGCCUGCAGGAGCCGCAGAACAAGCAGUGUCCCGUCAUCCGCGCCUACGUGUUCCACCUCCGGAAUGACCCGAGCGCCGACGUGCGGCGGGCGGUGCUGCUGAACAUCGGCGGCUCGGCGGCCACCCUGCCGCACGUGCUGGAGCGGGUGCGAGACUCGAGUGCCGGCGUCCGACGACAAGCCUACACCUUCCUUACCAAGGUGCACAUCAAGUCUGUCUCAAUGUCCGAGCGGCGCCGCGUGCUAAAGGAGGGUCUGCAGGAUCGCGACGAGACGGUGCGCCGGACCGUGCAGAAGGACCUGCUACAGUUCUGGCUGCGCCUCCUCAGCGGCAGUGCCACUCAGCUGCUGCGCUGUCUCUAUGUCGAAAUGUGCCCAGAUGUCGCUGAGAUGGUCGUCAAGGCCAUGUGCCGGGAGACCUCCUAUAGAGACAUGGUGGACAGUUUGGGUCUGCCGAGCGAGACGCGCCUGUUCGCGCCGGAGGAGCUCACCCCGGAGCGCGCCAUCCUGUGGCGUGUGCUGUGCGACCACCUGCGAGCGGAGGGCGGCGGCGCGGACUCGCAGCUGGAGCGGAUCGCUCCCGACGUCCCGGCGCUGUGCGGGCUCAUCCAGCAGCUGAGCGCCGCGGCGCCGGCCGACGGCGAGUCGCCCGAGAGCCAGUGGUUCGUGCUGCGGCAGCUGAUCCAGCUGGCCGCCGGCCUGGAGCUGUGGGACGAGUUCGCGCGCCGCUCGCUGGCCGGUCUGGUGGACGGCCUGCUGCGCUCGGAGCGUCUGGCGCCGCAGCUGGUGCCGCCCCUAGUGCGGCUGUACGGCCACGCCGUCCCGGACGCCGCCGCCCGACUGCGCGCGCUCGUGGAGGCCAUCACGGACAUCCGCGCGCCGCUGACAGGCACCGCUCCGGAGCCGGAGCAGCCGGCCGCGCCGGCGCCGGCCGAGCAGCGCGAGCGGCGGCUACGGCGGGCCCAGCUAAGGGUGCGCCUCAACGAGCUCCGCGACCAGCUGGAGGAGGCAGUGGCCGGCAGAGACUACGCCGCCGCCCAGGAGCUGCAGCGUGAACAGGACGCCUGUCUGCAGGAGGAGAAGGAGCUUCAGGACCGCGAGGAGCCGGCCCCGCCCGCCGAGACCGAGCAGGCAGAGUCGGAGGGCUGUCUGGAGCGGGACGAUCCCGUCACCCUGGCCAAGUGUCUGCAGAUCGUGUUUGAGUUGCUGCAGGCGCUGCCACUGAAGAAGUUACCGGCCGAGCUGAGAGCGCUGACUGAGACGCUCGUGCUGCCGGCGGUACAGAGUGAGGAGCCUGGAGUGAGAGAGGUGGCCGUGCGCGCGCUGGGAGCCGUCUGUCUACUGGACAAACAGCUGGCCGAACAGAACCUCGUCCUCUUCGUGCAGGUGGCGCACGCCGACCAGUGUGAGGUCCAGCAGAGCGCGCUGCGAGCUGUGUUUGACCAGCUCUCCGUGCACGGACUGGAGGUGGCAGCGCCGCCAGAGGAACCCGAACAGAUGGCACCGCUCAUCACCGCGCUCACCGGCAUGCUCGACGCCGGAGAGCCGGAGGUCCGCGGCCUGGUCGCCGAGGGCCUCUGUAAGCUACUGAUACACGGCCGCGUCACGUCGGCGCGCCUGCUGGAGAGGCUGGUGCUGAUGUGGUACAACCCGCUGAUGGACGGAGACGGCUUCCUGCGUAACAUGCUGGGCGUGUUCUUCCCGGCGUUUGGCUCGUCGGGCCGCGCCGGACAGGAGCAGCUGGCGGAGGCCAUGCUGCCCACCAUCACCACAGUCAUUGAGGCUCCGAUGACCUCCCCCCUGGUGGAAGUGGACCCGGACGACGUGGCCUGCUUCUUCGUCCAGCUCACUCAGCCGGCCAUGCUGUCUGCGCGUGAGGCGGCUCUGGAGGGCUCUGUGCACGAAACACUCGCCUACCGCCUGCUCAACGCGCUCAUUGACGGCACCAGUAGCUGUGGCACAGACCGAGUGCUGGCGCGCGCACUGCCGCAGCUCGACCUGAGCGGCUCGGCCGAUGCGGUGCUGCGCGAGCUGCGCCGCCUGGCCGGCCGCGCGCUCGGCGAGGAUGAUGAUGAGACUGAUAAACAGACGGCGAGGCACCUGAGGAGGUUCACCGCGGGGCUGACGACCUUACUGGCGUCCCGACCGACUACUGAUUCCACGCCGACGGUCACCCCGGCGCCGCGGCGGUCCCGGCCCGCCGGCGCCGCCGCUGAUGUGGAACUGGAGACUGGCCUGGACAGCAGUCAGGGAUCGCCCACCCGCCCGGCGGCGGCGAGCGCCGUGCCGGAGACACCGGAGCAGGCGGCGCCGGACGACCCGACCGGCGGCGAGGAGCUGUUCCUGGCAGCCUCGGCUGACUCUGAGGAGUACUCAACGUGUCUGCAGGAGACGGCUGACCAGUCGGCGCUGAGUGCCGGCGGCCGGCUCGCCACGGCGCCGGCGGAGAAGCGACCGGCCGAGACGCCGCCGCCGCGCCGGCCCGGCGGCCGCCUCUCGCGGCGUGCUCCGGCGGCGCCGAAGCGGGCACCGGCGGCCACCGCCUCGCCGGCGACAGUUCCAGCCAAACGGAGCAGAAAGGCGGCGUCGGCGAGCACUGCGGAGAGCGCGGCGCCGACCCGCCGCGCGUCUAACGUACGCCGUGCCCCGCCGCCGGCCGUCCGUACCGAGGAGGACAGCCCCGAGCCGACUAUCGAGGACAGUGACUCCGGCUCGGCGGUCAGCGCGACGGUGGUGACCGGACAGAGGGCCGGCGGCAGAUCCUCCGCGCGUCUGAAGCCGUCCUCUGACGAGCUCAGCGCCGGAGAGCGGACGCCAGACAGCGUGCUCUCGGGGCCGGUGACGGGCGCGCGCCGCUCCGCCCGCAGCCGCGUGGAGGAGACCCCGGAGAGCGAUAUAUCGACCGUCUCCCGGAGCACGCGGGCCUCCCGCACUCGUGUUGAGGAGAGCCCCGACCCGAGUCCCUCUGGAGCGGCGCUGCGGACCAAGCGGGGCUCCCGAGCUCGCCCGGCAGCGCCUCAGUCACCUGACAGCUCUGUGUCGUCCGCCGCCGCGCCGCCUGCCCGCUCGGCGCGGAAGGCGGCCACCAAGAACACCUCGCCGGCGCCCGUCAGAAAGACCACUCGCAGAGCCAGCGCACGCAAGUAAAUGUGAAGUAAAGUAACAGUGCGCAAGUAAAUGGGAAUCGUGGGACGACGUAGUGCGUAGUAAGUGCUGACGGUCUGCCGUUGCUAUCAGUUUCAUCGUUUAUUUCAGCUGUCUUCCUAUUCGCCAGCUGCUUCGCUAGUGUUUAGUCCAACCGCUUCGCACUAACAUGUCUUCUUGCGGCUUUGCUUGUCUGUUAGCUGAGGCGGAUUUCAGCGGAGUUCUUCGAUUAGCGAUAGUGGCGUUUUACACCGGAAAUGAAAGGAUGAUGGCUUGUUUAUCCAUUCCGUUCUUCCAGGUGUGCUAGUUGAAUGAGUUUUCAAAAACAUUGGAACGCGUUUGCUGUCUCUUCAAUCUUGGUCCUGCUGUGUGUAAUGGAAAGGUACAAACCACACAAACUUUCUGAAUACAUCGAUUAUAGUUUUAA
Molecule: messenger RNA, 4284 nt
Organism: Amphibalanus amphitrite
Lineage: Eukaryota; Metazoa; Arthropoda; Thecostraca; Balanomorpha; Balanidae
Gene: Cap-G
Product: condensin complex subunit 3-like
Exons: 9
Coding region: 216-3860 (1214 amino acids)
Biological process (GO): mitotic chromosome condensation
Cellular component (GO): condensed chromosome; condensin complex; cytoplasm
Source: RefSeq, a predicted model, not a curated record